UCAGCUUACCGCCUGCUGCUCCCAGGGAAUAAAAAACUCUCAGCAGUUCUUCCUGACAGACGUCUCGCUGCAGAAACAGUCAGUGCAGAAAUGACUCCGCUGUCUCACCUGCUGCCUCUGACAGGCCUUUCCUUCCUGAUAUCCAUCACUUUUGGAGUAGAAGCUAAUGUGCCGUACCCGGUGACCUGUGUGACCCGUGGAGCCGACCUGGCCGAGGACGGUCUGGUUGUUUUGUGUCCUCCGGACUGCACGCAGGGGAAAGUGUCUGUGUUUGGAACGGGAAUCUACGCCGCCGUCUCGUCCGUCUGUGGAGCCGCUGUACACAGGGGGGUCCUGGGUCCGUCCGGUGGCCCAGUCAGGGUUCACAAGCUGCACGGUCGGUACAACUACCUGAGCUCCUACGCCAACGGCAUCCAAUCACAGGCCCUGUCCCGCUGGACCGCCUCCUUCAGCCUCACCAAACCAGUUAGUUCUCCACUAGAGCUGACCAGUGAGACCAGUACCACAGCUCUACCAGCAGCUGAACAACCAGCAAAAAAAACACUGAAGAAGCCAUCAGUGAAGAAAGCUCUGACAGGCGGAAACAAAGGUACACCUUGUGCUCUUGACUCUCCCAGGACAGAGUUCUUAUUGACCAACUACACUCAGCCUAAAGAGUUGCUGUUUGCCAUAAAAGAAGUUGCCUACCUGGGAGGAGACACCAACACAGGUAAGGCCAUCAUGCACACAGCAGAGUCCUUCUUCACCCAGGAGAACGGGGGGAGGCGGGGUCACCCUCGGGUCAUGAUGGUGCUGAUCGACGGCUGGCCUUCUGAUGACCUGGAGCAGGCGGCCAUGUUGGCGAGAGAGUCCGGCAUCAACGUUUUCCUGGUGUCCGUGGCCAAACCGGCGCCUGAGGAGUUCAGCAUGGUGCGGGACAAGGAAUUCAUGAAGAAGGCGGUGUGUAAAGAUAACGGGUUCUUCAGUUAUCUGAUCCCCAGCUGGUUCAGCACCACCAAACAUGUCAAACCUCUCACUCAGAGAAUCUGCUCACUGGACGGUCUGCUCUGCAGUAAAACCUGCUACAACUCGGUGAACAUCGGCUUCCUCAUCGACGGCUCGUCCAGCGUUGGAGACGGAAACUUCCGGAUGGUCCUGGACUUACUGACAGGAAUCUCCCGAAGCUUCGACAUCUCUGACGUAGGCGCUCAUAUCGGUGCGGUGCAGUUCACCUACGAUCAGAGGCUCGAGUUCGGCCUGUUUGACCACCACAACAAAGAGGACGCCAUCAACGCUCUGAAGAGGAUCCCCUACAUGAGUGGAGGAACCGCCACCGGGGCCGCCAUCACCUACGCCACACAGAACCUGUUCAGGCGGACAGGACCAGGUCGCAACUUCCUCAUUGUGGUGACAGACGGCCAAUCGUAUGAUGACGUCAGAGGCCCGGCGAUGGCUGCACUCAAACAAGGAAUCACCAUUUUCUCGGUGGGCGUGGCCUGGGCACCCAUGGACGACCUUAAAGCAAUGUCAUCAGAGCCGAAAGACAGCCACACCUUCUUCACCAGAGAGUUCACCGGCCUCGAAAAGUUCAUCCCACAACUGGUCAGAGGGAUCUGCCGAGACUUCACAGAGAAUAACUGAGAAAGCACACACACACACACACACACACACACAC
Messenger RNA from Labrus bergylta (ballan wrasse), 1654 nucleotides. Lineage: Eukaryota; Metazoa; Chordata; Actinopteri; Labriformes; Labridae. The record is from RefSeq and is a predicted model, not a curated record.